AUGUGUGGUUGUCAGUUAGCCAUUUCAGAAGAACUUGAUGAACCGUAUCGUCUGAUCUGGUUACAAGCCAGAGACAGACUUCAUCAAGCACCGCAAACCGCCGGUUAUGGCGACAUGUUGCACCUGCAAAGCGUUGAUCCCGCAUAUAGUGGCCCGUACUGGGUCAUGAUGGAGACUAGGUCGGGCGACAAAUUCUAUAGUCGUCCAGCACAUGUGAUUGUUCGUCCACGUGCUAUGAGCGGCGGUGAUAACAACGGUGUUAACUUUGAAUGGUCAUUGCUACGAGGUGGUAGCGUCGUACGAGAUCUGUCUCGUGAAGAUUCAUUCACGAUUAGUCGAACGGAUUCAUCGAAUGAUUUUGGUAUUUAUCGUUGUGAGGUUGAGGACGAUGAUGGCCAAUUGCUCGGCGCCGCUUAUUCGGCGCUGACCAUCGCCAGUGGCGCACCAAACAAUGCGCAAAUAGUGAAAUUUGACGAAAAAUCAGAGGCUAUAAUAACGUGCCCAGUUUAUGCGUUACCAGGUGCCGAGGUAACGUGGGAGAAACAAGACGGAGAAUUGCCAGAGAUGGCCGUAACAUCCAGGAACAAACUUAUAAUCAAAGAAUUCGAUGAUGCGGCAACGGGAACGUAUGUGUGCAAAGUUUCUGUCGAGGGACAACAAAUUGAAGGAUUUGUCAACGCACUUAUAUAUGCUCAAGUUCCAAUCGUUGAGCCGGUUUCGCAAACGGUUAAGGUCAACGAAACCAUACAGUUGCGUUGCACUAUGCCAAGUCAUCCGCACGUAAUGCUCACCUGGGAACGUCUUGAUGGAUUACUGAACGAAAACGCGACCGAUCAAAAUGGUGUGCUCACAAUCGAGAAAGCACAAGCGUCCGAUCAAGGCAUUUAUAUCUGCUUAACGGAUGACUUCCAUCCGGGUCAUCCGAUGCACUCCGCACCUGCACGUGUCGUCGUUGAAACUUUUCCUGACACAAUAAUUCAAGUGCUGUUAGAAGCAUCAUCAGAAAGUGUUGCAAUCGGCGAUCGUGCCUGGUUUGACUGUAAGGUGACUGGAGAUCCAGAAGCUGAGAUCACUUGGACACGAGAUGCGGAUGAGGAACUUCCCGAUAACGCUCAAGUGGUAGCCAAUCGUCUACUGUUCGUGAAUGUUCGUGAAGAUAACGGUGGUAUCUACAAGUGCCAUGCGCAGACCAAAGAGGGACCGUUAGAGACGCGAACUGUGCUCAAUGUGGCCGCGUCAAAACGCAAGCGCAAGCAUCUUCAUCGUUUCAAAUUAGAUUCCGCACAUAGCAAAAGCAAUAGCGUGACCAAUCAUAGAGAUCUGAUCCAGAAUCACCCCAAGAACAAACAAUAUCAUAAACAUAAGAAACUUCAUAACAACAACAACAACAACAUCAAAAACGACAACAGGCAACACGAAUCGAUUUUCGGGCGCUGGUUCACUUCACAUUAG
Molecule: messenger RNA, 1452 nt
Organism: Anisakis simplex (herring worm)
Lineage: Eukaryota; Metazoa; Nematoda; Chromadorea; Rhabditida; Anisakidae
Source: the annotation of a GenBank genome assembly